Scedosporium apiospermum is the source of this 1623-nucleotide messenger RNA. Its product is annotated as putative beta-glucosidase btgE. The coding region runs from base 1 to 1623 and encodes 540 amino acids. Gene Ontology annotation, molecular function: glucan endo-1,3-beta-D-glucosidase activity; 1,3-beta-glucanosyltransferase activity. Gene Ontology annotation, cellular component: fungal-type cell wall; extracellular region; cell surface. The record is from RefSeq and is a predicted model, not a curated record. The transcript has 2 exons. Gene Ontology annotation, biological process: cell wall organization. NCBI's taxonomy places the organism in Eukaryota, Fungi, Ascomycota, Sordariomycetes, Microascales, Microascaceae.
AUGAAGGCCUCCGUUGCUGCCGUAGCGGCUGUGGCUGGCGUUGCCAACGCCGCCGCUCACGCCCACAACCACCGACGGGCUCACGAUAUGUUUGCCCGGCGGGCCGGUCUCGAAUCCUGUGUCCCCGAGUGCACCACCGUCUGGGAGACUUUCUACGGCGAGCCUACCUUCAUUGAGCACGGUCCCGAGCCCGAGCCCACCACGACCGAGAUCCAGACCCAGGUCCAGACCGAGAUUGUCGAUAUCCUCCCCACGCCCGAGGUUGAGAUCUUCCCUACCCCCGGUACUUACUCGUGGGAUGCCACCACCAUCACCGUCACUGAGAGCACUACGGUGUGCGCGGCUACCGCCACCAAGGUUGGCCCCGGAACCCACACCUUCGGUGGUGUCACGACGGUUGUCGAGACGUCGACCACGGUCGUCUGCCCUAUUGCCACUGAGACGACUGUCGACGGUGUUAUCACCAGCACCAUCGUGGAGACCACUUAUGUCUGCCCGACUCCCGGCACCUACACUAUUGGUGCCUCCAGCAGCACCGUCACCGUUGACGAGACCGUGAUCGUCUACCCCGUUGCCACCAGCUACGAGCCCGGCACUUACACCAGGCCCGCCGCCACCGUCACUGUGACCGCGACCAAUUACGUCACCGUCUGCCCCUUCGAGGGUGGCCCGACCCCUGCUCCCCAGCCCGAGCCCCAGCCUGAACCUGAGCCCGAGCCUGCUCCGGCUCCGGCUCCCCAGAAGCCUGCCGAGGAGGCCCCUGCUCCCACCACCGCCGAGACUUCCAAGCCCACUCAGGAAUGGACCGCCAGCACUGGUCUUGGUGGCAACGGCAAGGACCACUGGGCCAUCACCUACACCCCCUACACCGAGGACGCCGGUCUCUGCAAGUCCCGCGACGAGGUGUUCGCUGAUAUCCGCAACAUCAAGUCCCUCGGCUUCGACACCGUCCGUAUCUACUCUACCGACUGCGAUACUCUUGCCAAUGUCGGUGACGCCGCUGAGGCUGAGGGCCUGAAGAUUAUCAUCGGUGUCUUCGUCAAGGAGGCUGGCUGUGGCUACAGCGGUGUCCACAAGCAGCAGGUCGAGGAGCUCGUCGCCUGGGGUAAGUGGCACCUCGUCAGCCUUGCCGUCAUCGGUAACGAGGCUAUCUUCGGCGGUCACUGCAAUGCUGGCCAGCUCAAGGGCCUCAUCGACACCUGCAAGUCUAUCAUUGCUGGCGCCGGCUACACCGGCCCUUUCACCACGGCUGAGACUGUCGAUGUUUGGCAGCGUGACGGUAGCGUCCUCUGCGACUCCAUCGACAUUGGUGGUGCCAACACCCACCCUUACUUCAAUGCUAACACCUCGCCCUCCGCCGCUGGCACCUUCGUCCGCGGCCAGCUCGAUAUCGUCGCCAAGAUCUGCGGCAAGCGCUCCAUCUCUCUCGAGUGCGGUUGGCCCACUCAGGGUAACUGCAAUGGCGCUGCCUGCCCUGGUGUCGCUGAGCAGGCCGAGGCCAUCGGCUCCAUCCGAUCGUCUUGCGGCGAGGAUGUCGUCUUCUUCACCUACGGCAAGGCCUUCUGGAAGGAUCCUACCUCUUGCGGUUGCGAGCCUUACUUCAACGUUGAGGGUGCUUUCUAA